Molecule: messenger RNA, 354 nt
Organism: Callithrix jacchus (white-tufted-ear marmoset)
Lineage: Eukaryota; Metazoa; Chordata; Mammalia; Primates; Cebidae
Gene: WFDC12
Product: WAP four-disulfide core domain 12
Cellular component (GO): extracellular region
Molecular function (GO): peptidase inhibitor activity
Source: RefSeq, a predicted model, not a curated record
AAACACCUUUCCAGCAACAUGGGGUCCAGCAGGUUCUUGGUCCUCAUGGUGUCUCUUGCGCUUGUGACCCUGGUGGCUGCGGAAGGAGUUAAAGUGAAUAUAGAGAAACCAGGGGUUUGCCCAGCUGACAAUAUACGCUGCAUCAAAUCCGAUCCUCCCCAGUGUCACACAGACCAGGACUGUCAGGGGAUAAGGAAGUGUUGUUACCUGCACUGUGGCUUCAAGUGUGUGAUUCCUGUGAAGGAACUGGAAGAAGGAGGAAACAAGGAUGAAGACGUAUCAAGGCCAUGCCCAGAGCCAGGAUGGGAAGCCAAGCCUCCAGGCGUCUUCUCCACCAGGUGUCCUCAGAAAUGA